GCCUUCACGCGUUUUCCCCGCCUACUCCAGCCCUGCAACAACCCUGAGCGCUGUGAAUGUUACGUAAGAUUAACUUUUACUUCAACAUUUUUGCAUUUCUGCGCAGAAGUUGAGCGCGCACAGAUUUUAGGCCCUAAAAAACAAAAAGAAAACAGCAACAAAAGCCAUGUCUGAAAAACCUGUGCUGUACUAUUUUAAUGGGAGAGGGAAGAUGGAGUCAAUCCGCUGGCUUUUAACUGUUGCUGAAGUCGAGUUUGAUGAAGUGCUUCUGACAACUCGGGAGCAGUAUGAAAAACUCCUGAAUGAUGGGGCGCUCAUGUUUCAACAGGUCCCUUUGGUGGAAAUGGAUGGCAUGAAGCUCAUUCAGACAAAAGCAAUCCUGAAUUACAUCGCAGAGAAAUACAAUCUGCAUGCAAAGGAUCCCAAAGAACGAGUAAUGAUCAACAUGUACUCUGAGGGAUUGACAGACCUCAUGGAAAUGAUCAUGACACUUCCCUUCACCCCAGAUCCCAAACCCAAACUGGACAACAUUCAAAGCAAAGCAAAGGAGCGCUACCUUCCUGUGUAUGAAAAGGCUCUGACUGGACCCGUGUACCUGGUGGGAGGUAAACUAAGCCUUGCUGAUGUGCUGCUUGUUGAAUGCACCCUGAUGCUGGAGGAGAAAUUUCCAGACAUUCUGAAAGACUUCCCCAAUAUCAAGUCCUUUCAGGGCAGGAUGACACAAAUCCCCGCCAUCAGCAGGUUUCUACAGCCGGGCAGCAAGAGGAAGCCAGCGCCAGAUGAAAAAUACUUGAAAAAUGUUGUGGAAGUCCUAAACCUCAAGUUGCCACUUUAAGAAACACUACAAAAGAUCUGUUACAUUCCUCAUUAGGCACCGUGAUUAUGAUCAGUUACAUCUGGAGGCAUACGUGAAGAUAAACGCUGGACUAACACAACAACAUGGAAAGAACUUCUGUAAUCUGCUUUACCAAUAAACACAUUUGACACAAA
Molecule: messenger RNA, 990 nt
Organism: Oreochromis aureus
Lineage: Eukaryota; Metazoa; Chordata; Actinopteri; Cichliformes; Cichlidae
Product: glutathione S-transferase 3
Exons: 7
Coding region: 167-835 (222 amino acids)
Biological process (GO): glutathione metabolic process
Molecular function (GO): glutathione transferase activity
Source: RefSeq, a predicted model, not a curated record